CUUGUUUGAGCAUGCGUGUGUUUAUAUUUAUAGAAUGGCGACUCAAUUAUUCGACUCGGAUAGCGAAGAUGAAUUACCUCCUGGAUGGGAAGAAAGGGUGACGACCGAUGGAAAAGUAUAUUAUGCUAACCAUGAGAAACAGAACACACAGUGGAAACACCCUGUCACUGGGAAGAAGAAAGUUGUUAAAGGAGAUCUGCCCUUUGGUUGGGAGCGCAACAUAACAGACGACGGAACAGUUUUUUAUGUAGACCACAUUAAUCAAAAGACAACCUACACAGAUCCAAGGCUAGCCUUUGCUGAAGAGGUCAAGGACACUCCGCUGGACUUCAGACAGAAAUUUGAUGGCAGUAGCACAGCCCUGCAGAUUCUCCAUGGGCGGGACAUGACAGGAAAAUAUGUCCUCAUCACAGGGGCCAACAGUGGGAUAGGUUUUGAGACAGCCAGAUCCCUGGCUCUACAUGGGGCUACUGUUGUGAUGGCCUGCAGGAACACCCAGUCAGCCCACGAUGGCCGCGCUAAGAUAAUUCAGGAAAUGCCCAGCGCCAAGGUUGAAGUCAUGCAUGUGGACCUGGCGUCCCUCAAAAGUGUGAAGCAUUUGGCAGAAAGUUAUGAGGAGAAAGGAUGGCCUCUCCACAUCCUGAUUCUCAAUGCUGCCGUCUUUGCCCUGGGGUUCUCAAUGACAGAGGACAACCUAGAGACCACAUUCCAAGUGAACCACUUAUCUCAUUUCUACCUCACCAAGCUUUUAGUCAACACCAUGAUGAGGUCGGCUCCUGCUAGGAUUAUCAUUGUGUCCAGUGAGUCCCACAGAUUUAGUGACCUGAAGGAAACAAAUGUUACCCCGGAGAAGUUGUCCCCCAAAGGCAACAGCUACUGGCACAUGUCAGCCUACAACAACUCCAAGCUGUGCAACAUCUUGUUCACCAGCGAGCUCAACUACAGACUGUCUCCCCACGGUAUAGUGGCCAACGCCGUACACCCUGGCAACAUGAUGAGCUCCGGACUCGCACGACACUGGUGGUUCUACAGGCUCAUCUACGCUCUUGUUAGGCCCUUCACUAAAUCCAUGCAACAAGGGGCAGCUACUACGGUGUAUUGUGCUGUUGCUGACGAGCUCUCCAACGUUGGAGGUUUAUAUUUCAACAACUGUUGCUGCUGCCAGCCAUCCAAGCAGUCAGAGAACAAAGCCCUGGCUGUGGCCCUGUGGACAGCUAGUGAACAAAUACUCAACAAGAGGUUAAAAACGGUCAAUAGUUAACUCUUAACAACUAGAAAUGUUAUAAAAUUUUAGGAUUUAAAAAAAAAAAUUUAGGAUUUUUUUUUUUGUUGUUGUACAAGUUCAAGGGUUGUGUUCAGCUGUGUCUUUCAGCACUGGGAUCCAACUUUCAUUAUAAUUAACAUUCCUUUAGAUCCCUUGUGGUAGUGCUCAGAUACUGGUUCCCAUUGAGAGAUUUGUAUUUUUCUCUGGAACUGUGGGAACUCACCCAACCUGAUCUGUUCAUGUUCAGACACACACAACUGCCUGAUUAGUUAUGAGCAUAAUUCAAAAGGACCUUCUGAUGAACAUAAUUUAGAAUACAUUCACUUACAUUCUUUUAGGCUUGCUUAAGUAUAGUGGGGUGCAGUCUUCCUUGUCUGCGUAAGCGUAUUAGGGGUGUAAUUCUGGUCUAUGUAAGUGUAAUAGGGGUGUAAUCUUUCUGGUCUAUGUAAGUGUAAUAGGGGUGUAAUCUUUCUGGUCUAUGAAAGUGUAUUGGGAGUGCAAUCCUUUCUAUUUAAACAUGUUAGGUCACAU
Messenger RNA from Physella acuta, 1795 nucleotides. Its product is annotated as WW domain-containing oxidoreductase-like. The record is from RefSeq and is a predicted model, not a curated record. NCBI's taxonomy places the organism in Eukaryota, Metazoa, Mollusca, Gastropoda, Physidae. Gene Ontology annotation, molecular function: protein binding.